Molecule: messenger RNA, 4337 nt
Organism: Carica papaya (papaya)
Lineage: Eukaryota; Viridiplantae; Streptophyta; Magnoliopsida; Brassicales; Caricaceae
Source: RefSeq, a predicted model, not a curated record
AUGGAUGUUAUUGUGGAAACGAAGGGAGACGAGUUCGAAAACUCGAUGAACUCAGUUCACGUUCAACCGGCCAGAACUCCAUUGAACUCCAUACAAGAUCCGUCGCAGUACCAGGAAGAGACUCGCGAAUCCGACUUUGAUUCGAGGGAGAAACACGAAGCUACAGGAGAAAGAAUUUCAAGGGGGAUUCCGGUUGCUGAUUUUGAUUUGUAUACAGAAGCUCCACAUUUUGAGUUUGACGAGGAUCCGUCGUACUGGACAGAUCACAAUGUGCAGGUCUUGAUAAGAAUGAGGCCACUGAAUACAAUGGAAAAGGUUUCGCAAGGGUAUGGUAGGUGUUUGAAGCAGGAGAGUGCCCACACAUUGGUGUGGCUUGGCAAUCCGGAGACUAGAUUCACCUUUGAUCAUAUAGCUUGCGAGUCGAUAUCUCAGGAAAAACUAUUCAGGGUUGCUGGACUUCCUAUGGUGGAGAAUUGCAUGUCUGGGUACAACAGCUGCAUGUUUGCCUACGGCCAGACAGGUAGUGGAAAGACCUAUACCAUGAUGGGGGAAAUAUUCGAGUUACAAGGCAAGCUCACUGAGGAUUCUGGGAUUACUCCCCGGAUUUUCGAAUAUCUAUUUUCAAGGAUUAGAAUGGAAGAAGAGAGCAGACGGGACGAGAAGCUGCAGUUCAGUUGCAAAUGUUCCUUUCUGGAGAUAUACAAUGAGCAGAUAACAGAUCUAUUGGAGCCUUCAUCAAUUAAUCUGCAACUAAGGGAAGAACUUAAAAAAGGAGUAUAUGUUGAGAAUCUUACAGAAUGUAAUGUAAGAACUGUCAAUGAUGUUCUCAAGCUUCUUUUACAGGGUGCUGCAAAUAGAAAGAUAGCGGCAACCCAAAUGAAUGGUGAGAGCAGCAGAUCCCAUAGUGUAUUCACUUGCAUUAUUGAAAGCCGAUGGGAGAAAGAUUCAAUGACCCAUUUUAGAUUUGCAAGAUUAAAUUUAGUAGAUUUAGCAGGUUCUGAAAGGCAGAAGAGCUCUGGUGCGGAAGGAGACCGUCUAAAAGAAGCAGCAAAUAUAAACAAAUCCUUGUCAACUCUUGGCUUAGUGAUAAUGUCUUUAGUAGAUCUGGCGCAUGGGAAACAGAGGCAUGUCCCUUACAGAGAUUCUCGGCUUACAUUUCUACUACAGGAUUCUCUUGGGGGGAAUUCAAAGACAAUGAUAAUUGCAAAUGUCAGCCCAUCCAUUUGCUCUGCAAGUGAAACAUUGAGUACUCUGAAGUUUGCCCAGCGCGCCAAGCUUAUUCAGAAUAACGCUAAAGUAAAUGAAGAUGCUUCUGGUGAUGUUACGGCGCUGCAGCGAGAAAUACAACAUUUGAAGGGCCAGUUGUCCUCUCUAAUGAAACUUCAGAACUGUCCAAGAUCUUUAUCUACCUGUGGACUAAAUCUUGAAGAAUCCAGAUUAGCUGGAUAUUCUGAUAACUGUAGACUUGCAGGACAUAGAAUAACAGAUGGAUAUCAUUAUCAAAUGCACAGUUUGCCAAGCAAGAAUGCGGACUCCAUUGAAGCCAAUCUGAUUGGUGCUCUCAGAAGAGAAAAGAAUGCUGAAACUGCACUUCGGAAAUUAGAGGCUGAAAUCGAGCAUGUGCAUCGCUUGGCUUGCUUGAGAGAAGAGAAUGCAAACGAAUUUAAACUGAUACUAAGGUUUCGUGAAGAGAAAAUAAAACAGCUUGAACUGUUGGUAUCGGGUUCAUUGUCCACCGAGACAUAUCUUCAGGAGGAGAAUAAAAUUCUAAAAGAAGAGAUCCAAGUGCUUCAAGAAAGGAUUGAUAAAAAUCCAGAAUUGACACGUUUUGCUUUAGAGAAUAUUAGACUUCUUGAGCAGCUUCAACGGUUUCAAAAUUUUUAUGAGCAUGGAGAGAGAGAAGCUUUGCUGGCUGAAAUUUCGGGAUUUCGUGUCCAGCUUCUUGAUUUACUUGAACAAAAGCAUAGGUUGUCCUCAAGAUAUGAGAAUCAGGAUAAUGACAUGGCAAAGGAGUUGGAAGAUUGCAGGAAUUCAAACUCUAAACUAAUGAGGGAAAUAGAGGAAUUGCGAACAGAAUAUGGGAAAUUGUUGAGAAGUAGUCGGGCAGCAGUUGAUUCUGUUUCAAAUUCUUUUUCCAAGGAUAAUGACGAAUUUAGGCAAGAUGUCGAGUAUUCAAAGAUAGAGACUCUAUCAAUCAGAAGUGACUCUGAAGAUGAGGUGGCAUCUUAUGCCUAUGAAGAUGAUAGAGUUACAGAAAAUAAAAAUAAGCAAGCUGUGAAUGGUGGAUCAAUCACGAAUGCUGGUGAUAAUGAGAGGGAAUUGAUAGAUGCCAGAUUAUUGAUUGAAGCCCUGGAAACGAAGCAGGUUCAACUAAUUAAUGAGUUGCAGAUUGUACAGGAGAAGAAUGACAAGUGCAUGGCACUGUUAAGGAACAAAGAUAAGGAAGAGAGACAAUCUGCGCUUGAACCAGAACAUUGCUGUUCUGAGUUUGACAUUCCAGGAGAUAGAAACCAAUUUUCAGUAAUUGGAAGUGAGAAUGAGAUGGAUGUGGAAGUCUUGCAAAAACAGUUGCAGAAAUUGAGUAAAGAUCUUGAGGAGACCAGACUACUUAAUUGCCAAUAUCAAGAAGAUCAUGCAUCAAUGUUAUCUUACCAACACCAAGUUGAAAAAGUGCGGGAGCAGGUUGAAACAGAGACAGCCAGAACAAUUGUCUAUUUGCAGGAAGAGGUUGCUUGCCUUCAAUCCAAACUUCAGGAGAGUUUAUACAGCAUGACACAAGAGAAUAAUAGACUGAAAAAUUCUGUAGCAGCAAAAGAGGUUGAGAUAAGGGCACUUUCUUCGGAGUGGGAGAGGGCAACUGUAGAGCUAACAAGCUUCCUUCUAGAUGGUUCUAAAUCCCUCAAGGAUGCCUCUAACCAGAUAGGAAGUAUCGUUUCUUCAUUUCCUCAUGUUAACAUUUGUAUUAGUGAGCAUGUUGAGAAAGCUAUCAAAGUCUGCAUUGAGAAAGAGGAAACAAUUCUACAUCUACAGAGAAGCUUGGAAGAUGCACAGAACAUGACAGCGGGUAUGGAGCUGAAAUUAAGUACCUUAAAGGGAGCAACAAUUGCCUUAAACGAACUUCGGCUGCAAGAUAACAAUGAAAUUGCAGACAAUGCAUUCAAAUUAGGCGUGCUGUUGAAUGAGAGGAUUCAUGAUGUAAAGAUGCUAGAGAAUAAACUCAAACUGAAAGGUGAUCAGGUUGAUGAAGCUGAAAAAUGUUCUGAGGCCGCACUCCUUGUUGUAAAAUGGCUGUUGGAUUCCCCUAACUUUUCUAAUCAGGCUGACACUGACAAAGGUUUUUCUAUCCCUGAGUUACUUUGUUCUCUUGAAGUUGGUGGUAAUAUGGAACUAGAGAUGAGAACCGACAUGAAUGCAUCUUUUGCAGACACUGAAGUGUACAUCAAGGCCCAACUAGAAAUGGACAGUUUAGUUGUAUUGGAGUCAAAGAAGGCUCUAAAUGCAUCUUUUGCAGACACUGAAGAGCAAAUGGCAGUUCUUGAAACAGAUAUUCUCCAGGUUUGUUUCUCGUGCACAGAUAUGGUUCACGAAUUAGCCAGAGAAAUUUAUGAGAUGAGGCAUGAAAUUCUGGCAAUGAAGGAAAGCCACAAAAUUCUUCAAACUUAUACAGUAAAACCACAGUCAACGGAAACACAAAAGUCUUUAAAUCAAAGUCAAUGCCAAAUGCUGCAUCAGAUAAAAGAUGUACUUUCCAAAACAAAUUGUAGACUUAAUGUUAUUCAUGAUUCAAUCAACACCAAAUUAAGAAUGUCUGUUGGUGCAUUAAAGGAUGAGCAUCUUAGUGAAGUAGAUGAAAUAAAUGCUGAAUGUUCUACAUUAGGCUCUGAAUUUUCAAAUAAAAGUGUUGAUUUGGAAGACAGUUUGGAUGAACUGUCAUUUAUAUGCAACUGCAGUGAGACAAUUGAACAGCCAGUUGAUGUGAAAUUUCGUGAAAGAAUGCUACUGGAAUAUGAUGAUCAAGAAUUCGAUAAGUUGAAAAAGCAUGAUCAAGCAGUGAUAUCCACCCUUAGAAGGGAGUUGAAGAUGGCAUUCAGCGGUUUUAAUAAAUUGUUCUUUCAGCUGAAUGAACUUCUAAAUCAAAAUAAUAGUGAAGACUUUUCUUUUAAUAAAGAAAUGAAACAUCGAGUUCUACCUUUGGGAUUAGCAAUGGAAACAGUUAGUUGCAACUCCAUAAGUGAGGUUGUUCAGAAAAUGGAUCACGUUGGAAGCUUCUUCCCAAAUUUGAGGAAGCACAUGCUGCCAUCAAGAAGCUGAUUUGAUGUUAAUGCAUUGGUGAAAGA